CGAAAGAAGAUCCAGGUACCGUCGAUCAUCCUCGUCUUCCUUAGCAAGAUCGCUGCCUUCAUCGUUACAAUUCAUUUUCAUCAUCAUUGUGUUUUGACGCGUCUUGAUGCUCUUGCAUAUUCAUGAGAAGAUACAGAUGCGAUAGCCUUUUGUUCGCUUGCAACACGGGGAAAUGUGGAAUUCUAACUCCAGCAGAGGCAACUACAGACAAGCAACGCCGUUGCUGGUGAAAAAGACCGCCUUCCUUCUGAGAUUCUCUCGUAUUCGAGCCUGAACAAAAACAAAACGUACGGCUUUGUGUAUCACACCACUAAAGUUCAUUCUCUCUAAAAUUCGUCCAUUCAGUACAUUAUCUCCUUGUGAUUACCGCAGCAAUUCCACCAUCGCGGAGUUGUGUAUAAUCUACCAGGCGCAGCGCGUGGACGAAUAGCCUGCACCUUGAAGCCUUUCUGUGGACAAUCAAUCUCCCUCCUCCUCCACCAGCUAUCCGGGUUUCGUGAGAAGCGCCUCGGCCACACACCCACACACACCGACGGGAUGCAGGCUUUCCGAGGCUACUUGCGACAGGCGGUGCUCGCGCUUUUCUGUGCGGCUUUGCUCUGUUUCGCUCCCACGACCCAGUACGCACAGUGUAUCUGAUGCUGAUGCGUCCAUCACAGAAACGCACUUUUUUAGUUCAUGUACCUGGCCCGAGCCCGAUGCAUGUUGCGCUUGAGUUGGAAGAAAUUUUCCAAUAGAAUAGAUGGAUAGGACAAGCGAGUGUACACCAGGUGAGGAGCUGAUUUUCCAUUGUGCACGCAACGAUGAAUGCUCUUAUUACCGAGAGGCGUAGCAAGACUUAUACAAAUUCUGUGCUGGAUUCAUCGCGUUUCUUGACUGGGAUGUCAUUGGGCUCAUGCUCACGUCGGCGUCCUCUUCCGGACCAGCAGGAGGACGCGUAGUGAAGAUCAAGCCGGCCGGAGCUAGCACAGAACUAGAAAUCAACAUUGAUACUAUGACGGUUGGCGAGUUUCGGGAUCGCAUCGCCCAGGCAACGGGAAGAGCGCAGCUUGACGCGGUAUAUCUCAAUUGCUUCCGCUCGGUGCAGACCCGCUUUUCGGCUCAAUUUUCGCAAAUUUGCGAUGGUUCUACUGAUCGUUUGGUUAGUUGCUGUGGUCAUAAAUAUAUCGUUUCGAAUUCGGGUCAUUGCUUUUGGUCCUGCUUCUCGCUCGCUUGAUCACUCAGUAUGGGCAGCGAGCCACUGCUGUGGGCGUUAUCAUCUACUUUUCCCGGAAGUUCAGGCACCUCUCUCAGGCUCGCAGUGCCACUCGGAAGCAUGAAUCGUAGCUGCAUGGUGCGUUUCCAAAAUACAAAUCAAUCAUAUACUUAUUUCAGGGUACGAUUUGCGGAGCCCCGGUGGUGACGCGGGACAAGAAGUAUGAUCACAUGACGAUUACGGAUGCCCUCGAAGUUUACAACCGAAAUAAAGGUGGACAGACACGAAACGGCCAGAGCCCGCAUAUGAACAUCAUUUCAGGACGCAUGGCAAAGGGACAGAAUGUUCCGUUCACGCCGAUCGACUUUGAUGCGAUAAUGGCAGGCGUUUUACCAAAUGGAGACCGGUUUUCGUCCUACUGUCAACCCCGAACAAAUUUCUUCGGCUCGAGUGAAAAAUUUGCAUGUUCCAGCACAAUCUUUUGCAAAGAAAAAGGAAUCGCUCCGCAAAAAAGUAGAGGAAUCGCUUCUACUGCAUAUGCUUGGAGCCAGCGCUUGCAUUCCGGAUUUACUUGGAAUUAUUUGCAUUUUUUGGGUGAAGUGAGAUGAUGACCUUUUUUCCUAGUAUUCCAGGCCGGAGAAGGCGAACCUGCCGCCGCUGUCUGAGGGAGGACGGACAUGGUCGAUGUCGACUGUGGUCGAAGUUCCGGAGGGACCUAUGUUUGAGUACAAUUACAAAACUGCUAUGUAAUGUUGGCUAGGAAGAAAGACAAGGAGCCGGUCUUCCGCGUUCUUCAUCAUGGUCGUUGAAAGAAGUAGAGUGCUCGUUGAUGAGUUUGCAAAGCGAAGCAAACUGUUGAGUCUAGUCGCUUCCUCCUGCCGAGAAUGAUAUACAUGCACGAAAAAUACUACAGGAGGCACUGGGACUGCUGCGUCUGAUCUUCUCUCGCCUGAGCUUAAUUUUCGGUGGUAGGAACUACGGACCAGAUCCUGCUGCUUGCGCAUUUGGUGUGUAAAAAAUGACUUCCUGUGCAAUAGUUCCUGACAGGUUGUCGGGUCGUUGCGGCGUGGAGAAUGCUGUUGAAUAUAACACAUAAGGUGCUAGAGAUAGAAGCAAACACUAAGUAAAAUAAACAGCCGAUUUUUACAGAGACGGAAACAUAAGAAAAAAAAUAGGAGUGGCGCUGAUACCGAGAUCAAUCCAGUGAUAACCGCAGGACAGUCCCGAGAGCGGUCUCCCUGUAUGAUAUGUAGGCCGUUUUUCUGCAGCUGUUGUUUACCAUGGACGUCGUAAUAUCG
Molecule: messenger RNA, 2493 nt
Organism: Amoebophrya sp. A120
Lineage: Eukaryota; Dinophyceae; Syndiniales; Amoebophryaceae
Source: the annotation of a GenBank genome assembly